Molecule: messenger RNA, 1428 nt
Organism: Penicillium chermesinum
Lineage: Eukaryota; Fungi; Ascomycota; Eurotiomycetes; Eurotiales; Aspergillaceae
Product: dienelactone hydrolase
Exons: 4
Coding region: 1-1428 (475 amino acids)
Biological process (GO): polyketide metabolic process
Source: RefSeq, a predicted model, not a curated record
AUGGCGUCCGUUUCAAUCAGCGCUCCAGGGCUCAGCAGCGGGUUCCUGUACAAUAAUGGCUCCAAUAAUGCGCGUGUCUGUAUUACCUCCGAGACGAACGAGUUUGACAUGGAGACGAUUCGCAACUGGCAGAAUGAGGGAUUCGACGUAAUCUACGAACCGCUGAACGGCGGCGGCAAGGACUACGAGGCUCGACUGAUGGCGGUCAAGGGAGGUCUUGGCGUUGGAGAAAACUACGCAGUGAUAGCGUUUGGCGAGGCGGCUAGCUACUGCUUGCAGUAUUAUGCGGAGGCAGGAAACACUGCUCGACUUUGCGCCCUGGUCGCAUAUUAUCCAACCACAGUUCCCGACAAUCGAAUCAAAUUUCCCUUCCAGGCAAAAAAGCGACGUCGGACUCGUGCCCUGAAGCCUGGAGUUGGCACGGGGGAGAGGCUGAAAUGGGCUUAUCCGGUCUACACAUACUAUGAAGCUCAGCCCGGGUUUGCAGAACAUGACAUGGAGGAAUACGAUCACCUGUCGGCCAGUAUCGCGUGGUCGCGGACUGUUAGCGUUCUGCGCAAAGGGUUUUCGAGAGAUGUGGAUAUUGAGAAAGGCUUGGAAGACCACGAAGAAGCCAAGUUCUUCAAGUCAAAUAUUUCGGAAACGAUGGAAAGCUAUGUCAAGCACAAGACACCGACGGUAACGUAUGCCUCGACGCUAAGUGGCGGCAUCGGAGCCCAAGAGCUCCAGCGCUUCUACCAGCGGUUCUUCAUUGGGAAGCUUCCACCGUCGAUGCACAUUCGCCUGUUGUCGCGAACAACCGGAUCCGAUCGUAUCGUCGAUGAGCUUUAUGUCUCUUUCGAACACUCGCAAGAAAUCCCAUGGAUGUUGCCUGGUGUCCCCCCAACCAAUAAGCCGGUGGAAAUUGUGUUGGUCAGCAUCGUCAGCAUUCGCUCUGCCAAGCUGUAUUCAGAGCAUGUAUACUGGGACCAGGCGAGCGUCCUAGUUCAAGUUGGUCUACUUGAUCCAAAGCUCGUGCCAAAUGGCUUCUCCGGUGUUGAUAGACUACCUGUCAUUGGCCGGGAAGCGGCUCGUCGCAUUCUACAUGAAGAUCCCGAGGUCGAAGGCGUCAACUAUCACAAUCGACUCAUUCGUCGCGCAAAUGCCAAGAAUAGGAAAAAUCAAAGCUCGCGAUCUUCCGUCGCCGAUGAGUCUGCUGCUGAGCUAAAGAGCGAUGCUGAGCUGCCAGUUCGUAGCAAGGGUGAUAAGGGGAAAAACGUGCAAGAACAACAAACAAGCCCACCAAAGCUGGCUAGUAAGAAUGGAGCAGGCGUCGAACACCAGGAAGAGGAGGAUGAUGAUGGCGAUGCGACAGAGACUGAGGCUACCAGUACUAAGCCGGAGGGCGACAAGGCUGCGUAUGUCGAAGAGGCUGAAGAGAAAGAAUGA